AGUUUUAGGGCCAUCGCUAAAAAAGGAGGAUGAUCUUCUAACGGAUGCGCAGCUUACUGAAUACUUUGAAAAAUUCUAUACUGCUGAGUCGGUUUUUACGUUGAUCACCCAUCGUCCAUUGUUGUGCUUACAGAUUGAUCCGUUCAUAAGCAAAGGAGAUUUGUCCACAUAUUACCUGUGGCAGGCCCGUGACAUCCCCUGGUUCUUCAGCGGUCAUUCCUGCUCCUAUGACGACUUUAUGAAGCUCAGCAAAAGAUGCGCUUAUCUUUCUAAAGUCCCUGAAGAACUACAUGACGUCAUUGAGGACGACUUUAUUUCCGAUGACAACCGAUUAGAAGAGGACGUAAGGAUGUCGUUACAUCGCAAGCGGUCGAACUGCAAGUCUAAGCCGAUGGUAUCAAAUACCAGUGGUAGCAGUACGGAUUGUAAACUUCCGAAAAUUUGUGGCAAAGUGACUGCUGAAACUGUGAUGAAAGACGAAAUUCGUUGUGGCGAUUUGCCGUUGAUUGCAAGCCCACAGUUUCGGCCUUUUCGUGCUCAAGAGCAGAUAUGCAGCGUUGAUUUUUCGCGACUAGUUUUGAACCUCGAGACUGUAUUUAAAAAGUGUUUCGUCGAUGACCAACUGAAGUUGCCGCCCUCAGAGCCGACAGUGUGCAGCAGAGUUUUCAGCAAAGCUCCCGUCAGUUCUUCCCUACGACAUUCCGACGUGUCUUUGAUUUCGAGUGAGGAGGCUUUCCAGGACUGGAGACGGUCUGAUUUCUCAGUGUUAACCUCCACUGCGAGUAUCUCCGCGCAGUUGCAGGUAAACCUUGCGCUUCCCCUUGACUUUCGGGUAGUGCCGAUCGCGAUGGCUUCAGAGCAAGCUGCGUCAGUACCGACAGAGGAAACGUCGUUGGCGAUGGAUCACACGCGCGUCAACGGUGUCAGCCUGGCAUUAUCAUGUACUUCCGGAGAAAACAUGACCCCUCCUGUCGUGGCGCCUACUUCCCCCGUGUUCACAAACUUAAAUGUGUUGUCAUUAAGCCGCCAUACUUUGCAUCCCGUUGCUUCGUCACCAGAUCUGCGAAUAAAUGGCAGUUCGAAUGACCGUGAUGAUAUCCGUUUUUCUGCGUUCAAAUCCCAACUUUCUCCCAGUCAGCACCAGCUACCAUCUUUGAUGCCUCAUUCCGUUAAUAACACGUCGUCAGUGGCUUUUGAAAAGUCGGAUAGAAUGGUGUGUGGCGUUAAACCAAGGAGGAAUGGUCCUCGAACAGAAGAGUUCACUACGCCACAUCAACGACAUCCCCUUUCUACCGCAUCGAAGGAAGGCGCUCCUCCUUCAAUUACCCAUGCAUCGUUUGCUUCGGGAAAACGUCGAUCACACCUCGUGGAUGAUAGAGACCAGUUUGCCAACAGCUGUGACUUGUUUGACAGCGACGACGACGAUGACUUUACCAGAGCAAUGUCGAUCGCUCUUAGACCCAUCCAAAGGAGUGGAGGCAUCAACUCUGAGGUUUUAUCGUCCAAGACGGGUUUUUCAGCAGUGGAAUCUUCACGAGGUGUCGUUGACCAAGAAGUGUCGCCCUCACCACGGCACCAGAGCGUUUUGCGAACCGACUCUACCCCUGCCCGAAAUCGGCCUCUUACUCUGCUUGACACAAUGCCUGAAAACUCUUUCAUAGACUUUGAUUCUGACGACUCUUUUGAGCUGAACUUUGCCGUUGAUUUUGGUCUGGAAAAAAUUCUGAAGCAACCCAGCGGUGAUCUUGUUGGACAGUCCUUAUCAACAAACCCUUGUUCUACAGCGAGUCCUUUAAACGAUUCUUUCGUUCACAAAUCCGAAUCUUAUCUCGGAACGUUGUCUUCUUCAGCAAUGACUAUGAAACAGCCGGUGUCAGAACCUUCAAGUCUCAGUGAGUCAGCCUCUUCAAAUUGCACCUAUGAAGUAGAGAAACAGCCAAGAAAGAAAAAACCACGCGUCGCCGAAUUUUUCGAUACUCAGGCGCAAGUCGUUCACCACCGCAGAGGUUCCAGGUCGUCUGAAGAAGGCGAUGCUGACGAUGUGGACAUUGAAGAAUACGAUGAAGAUAGUUUCGUCGAUGAUUCUUCGCAGAUUGAGUUUUGCACUCAAAAUCCGCUAAGUUCUCCCGAAAUGAAGGCCGUUUACCUGAAAUCCAUCAAGGACCAACCUCAUUUACAGCGAAUCAGUGAGUUCGAAAUGGUUUCAACAACAAGCCCUACACCCACGGGUAAAAACAGUUUCCUCGAAUCGUUCUCGUGUAACGAAGAGGCAUCUGAUGAUGAUGACGGUUCAGAAGAUGACCAAUUCGUGGUUCCAAAUGACUUCGUUGAAUAUGAAACGAGCGGAGGGGAGAGCGACAGCGACAUGGCGAUGAACGCAGUGCGGCCAAAACGACGGAGACUGGUGAUCGACGAUGACGAUGAUAGUUGCGACUUAGAAAAGUCUUGCGACACCGACAAAGGACAACAACACGUGGCCAGCCAGCAAUUUUGCAAAGACAACGGACUGCUACCAUGUGAUCAAUCAGAGCCGCCAGCAAGCCAAGUUUUCCGACCUGCUUCAAAAUCUGCACAAUUCGCAAAACGGGCCGCUGGUGACAUUCCUCUGGCAGUCGUAAAGCCGUGCUUCACCUCCACGAGUCCUUGCGCUGUUGUGACCGAUGACGACACAGUGUUGACGUCCAAACUGCUACGGAAACCCGUAGUUUUAAUUAACAGUCUAGAGAUAGUAUCAGCACAGCAUAUGGUUUCGAUUUUGAAAACAGAGUACGAUGUAGAGACACACGUCUGCUCACUUGGCAAAUGUGAUUACAUAAUCAGUACUAAAGUUGCGGUAGAGCGGCAGCUGGUCAGUGAAUUCGAACAUCCGUUUCAAUCGAAGCGACUUUUGUCACGACUUCAAAUUCUGCUAAAUGAAUUUGACCAAGUUGCGGUAAUAGUGGAAAAGGACCGAAUGAAGCCAAUGUUCUACAAAAGGAAGAAGGAUUUUGCGGAAGACUCAAAAGAAAUGAAGCACACCAAAACAGUAGAUUCGCUGCUUGUUUCUUUGACGCUGAACGCGCGAAUAAAAGUGCUUUAUGCAGACUCAGUCGAAGAUAGUGCGAAACUUAUCGCCCUCCUCGCUAAGCAAGAAACGGCAAGAGGAAAUAACAUAACUGUCGACCUCGACAUGAACGAUAAGGAACAGCAUAUGUUCGAUUUUUUCCUGGAUAUACCCGGCUUGAAUUACGUGUCAGCGUUGUAUCUGACGAAGAAAAUUCGGUCACCUUGCAGGUUGCUGCAGAUUACUGCCUCGGAAGUUGCUGAAAUCGCUAAAAUGAAAAGGGAGCAAGCAGAGGGGCUUUUACGAUUCAUCGAUCGUACCGUUGACGCGGAGAUUCUUUGA
This is a messenger RNA of Soboliphyme baturini, 3385 nucleotides long. The record is from the annotation of a GenBank genome assembly. NCBI's taxonomy places the organism in Eukaryota, Metazoa, Nematoda, Enoplea, Dioctophymatida, Soboliphymatidae.